Messenger RNA from Eutrema salsugineum, 642 nucleotides. Its product is annotated as nuclear transcription factor Y subunit B-7. The record is from RefSeq and is a predicted model, not a curated record. Bases 1 to 642 code for a protein of 213 amino acids. Gene Ontology annotation, molecular function: DNA-binding transcription activator activity, RNA polymerase II-specific; protein heterodimerization activity; RNA polymerase II cis-regulatory region sequence-specific DNA binding. Lineage: Eukaryota; Viridiplantae; Streptophyta; Magnoliopsida; Brassicales; Brassicaceae. Gene Ontology annotation, cellular component: nucleus; CCAAT-binding factor complex. The transcript has a single exon. Gene Ontology annotation, biological process: regulation of transcription by RNA polymerase II.
AUGACUGAGGAAAGCCCAGAAGAAGAUCAUGAAUCUCCUGGUGUAGCAGAAACAAACCCAGGAAGCCCUUCUUCAAAGAACAAUAACAACAACAACAACAAAGAACAAGACCGGUUCCUUCCAAUUGCUAAUGUCGGAAGAAUCAUGAAAAAGGUUCUUCCGGGUAACGGUAAGAUCUCGAAAGAUGCGAAAGAAACUGUACAAGAAUGUGUAUCGGAGUUCAUCAGUUUUGUAACUGGUGAAGCUUCUGAUAAGUGUCAAAGAGAGAAGAGGAAAACCAUCAAUGGAGAUGACAUCAUUUGGGCCAUUACAACUCUCGGUUUCGAAGACUAUGUGGCUCCAUUAAAGGUUUAUCUCUGCAAAUACCGAGAGACCGAAGGAGAGAAAGUCAAUAGCCCAAAACAAAGACAACAACAACAACAACCGCAACAACAGCUACAACAGAAUCAUUUUCAGUUUCAAGAACAAGACCAUAACAGCAACAUUUCAUGUACUAGUUACAUCUCUCAUCAUCAUCCUUCUCCAUUCUUGCCAGCGGAUCAUCAACCUUUUCCCAAUCUACCUUUCUCUCCUAAAUCAUUGCAGAAACAGUUCCCGCAGCAGCAUGAAAACAUUGAUUCCAUUGGACAGUGGUCAGUGUGA